This is a messenger RNA of Benincasa hispida (wax gourd), 1216 nucleotides long. RefSeq lists its product as uncharacterized. The record is from RefSeq and is a predicted model, not a curated record. Gene Ontology annotation, biological process: defense response to other organism. Gene Ontology annotation, cellular component: plasma membrane. NCBI's taxonomy places the organism in Eukaryota, Viridiplantae, Streptophyta, Magnoliopsida, Cucurbitales, Cucurbitaceae.
UUGACGAAGCGAAUGCGGGGGUGAAUGGUGAAUGUGGUUCCUUCCGCCCUUAAAUAUUCUGUGUUCUUCUCUCCUUCCCCGCCUUUCUCUCUGUUUUCUCUCUGUUUCAUUCCAUUUUAGCAAUUUCCCCCCACAAAUUCUCUCAUUCUCUCUCAGCCUCCACCAUUCAAUUCAUUCCCUUUCCCAUUUCCCAUCCAAUCUUUUCAAUCCCCAAUUCCCCAUCCACUCCCUCCGAUCCAAUUCCCAUUUUCCCUCUCCAUCAUGGCGGAUUCGCCAUUGAAGAAACCGCCGCUCCAGAAGCCCCCUGGCUACAAGGAUCCCAAUCCCUCCGGCUCCUCCUCCACCUCCUCCGCCCCCCACCUCCCACCCGCCACCAGAAACAAGCCUCGCCUCCCUUCCUCCUACAAACCCAAGAGGAGAAGACGCAACUGCUGCAGAACCUGCUGCUGCGUUUUCUGUUUUCUCAUCCUCUUCCUCAUCGUCGUCGCCGCCCUUGCCAUCGCUCUCUUCUACCUCAUCUACGACCCUAAACUCCCCGUCUUUCACCUCCUCGCCUUCCGUAUCUCCUCCUUCAAAGUCUCCGCCACCCCCGACGGAUCCUUCCUCGACGCUCAGGUCUCGAUUCGAGUCGAGUUCAAGAAUCCGAACGAUAAGCUCGCGAUUAGGUACGGGGCGAUUGAGUACGAUGUCACGGUUGGGCAGUCGACGGAUUUUGGGCGACGGGAGCUGGCUGGAUUCACGCAGGGGAGGAGGAGUACGACCACGGUGAAGGCGGAGGCGGCGGUGAAGAAUAAGAUGCUUGCGGUGGAGGAUGGGGCGAGGCUGUUGUCGAGGUUUCAGAGUAAAUCGAUGGAGGUGAAAGUGGAGGCGGAGACGACGGUGGGAGUGGUGCUUCAAGGCUGGGGAUUGGGUCCGAUCAAUGUCAAGUUGGAUUGUGAGUCUAAAUUGAAGAACAUUGAGGAUGGCGAUAUGCCUAUAUGCAACAUCAAUUUGCUCAGAUGGAUCAAUAUUCGUGGAUGAGAUAAUUCCUCCAAGAAUUAUAUUUAUAUUAAAAAUGAUAAUCAUUCUCUCUCUUUUUAAUUUUUUUUAUAUUGGUGUGAAAAAAAUUUUCAAUUUUUUUGUACCCAAAUUGGUUUUUCUUUUAGAUUGUUGAAAUAAUUUAUUUUAACCAACUUCAUCAAUUAUAUUGCUCACAAGAAAAAAGAAGAUAAAAAAA